AUGCCCCCAAGGGCAAACGAAACAACAACCACCCCACCGCGCCCAACCCGCCGAUUCGACCGGGCCAGCGGCCAAGUUUUCGCCCAAAGGACGAUCAAGCCCACCGCGUCGAGCCUCCAUGGGCCAGCCUGGGUCCACGAGUCGCCCUUCCUACGACAUUGCUGGGACCGGGGCGGUGAGCGCGGCGCGGCGUCGUUGAAACACGCUGCGAUGCGGCAGACACUGUCUGAUCAGCGGAGUCUGUCGGUGGAGUUGUUUGCUUGUGUGCCGUGGAGGGUGGGUGCUUAUUUAUGGGGGUGUCUUGGGGAGGCGGAUAAGAAAACACUACACAUGUGGAAACUACUCUCUACAGCCUACCCCACCGAGUUCAGGGACAUCGCACCACACUACCGGAUGAAAGUCGAGAGUCCAAAGCUAACAAUGAGACAGUACCUCGAUCUAGUGAAGAGCGACAACGAUCCCAGCUGGGAUGUUGUGCUGACCGUGUGCGGGGCGCGCGCACGGGUCCCGGAGAUGGUGGAGAUGGCGCACGUGAAGAAUCUAGCAGCGCUGGAGAUCGACAGCCUCGAGCGUGAGCAUGGGGAAUCGGAACUGGAGACGCCCGUGGCGAGGCUGAAUGACCGCAUUGUGCGCACGUGGAGCGAGCUGGUGCGUGGGUCGGGGGCGUUUGCGCGGCUGCGCGUGCUGCGGCUGCAGCAUCAGGGGGAGUUGACGGGUGUGGCGUUGCGGUAUUUGAGAGGGUUUCCGGUGUUGCGAAUGGUGGUGCUGUAUGAUUGUCCUGGGGUGGUGGAUUCGUCUGGGGGGAGGGGUGGUGAUAGGGGACGGGUGGUGGUGGAUGGGUGGGUGGUGUCGAGAACGGAGUGGACGAAGGACUGGCCGUCUGAGCUGUGGGAGACGUAUGUGGAGAGCUUUGAAGAUGAGAAGGAGAUGUCUGGUUUGCAAGGCUUGGAAUUCCAGGUUGGACAACGCCAGGAGAAGCCACGGCGCCUGCGCAAGCAGGUGGUGUGUUUACAGCGUGCGACGGACACGGAAGCAGCCGAAACCGUCAAACCCGCCAAAAGAUCCCCAGAGACGCCAGCGAGCGGAUCGGAGAAGCGCCGGCGGGGGGUGAUGAAGGAGCGUAAGGGCCCAGAUCUAGGGGGGAUGUUAGCCGAUUUAGGUUGGUAAGAUUUUGCCAGGUUAUCAUUAUGGUAAUUAUAAUGAAGUAUGAUAAUGGAAAUGCGGGACAGAUCCGCGGUGAUGUCACCUGCAGAGAUGCUGCAGCUUGUCA
This is a messenger RNA of Aspergillus candidus, 1270 nucleotides long. RefSeq lists its product as uncharacterized. The record is from RefSeq and is a predicted model, not a curated record. Bases 1 to 1167 code for a protein of 388 amino acids. NCBI's taxonomy places the organism in Eukaryota, Fungi, Ascomycota, Eurotiomycetes, Eurotiales, Aspergillaceae. The transcript has 2 exons.